CUAUAUGCCUUCAUCCUCGAGCGCACCCUCUUAGAAUAAGAAAAAAAAAAAUUGUUGGCAGCAGGGAAGGGUCGGUUGGCGCGAGCGCGUCCCCGAUGGACUUCCAGCGUGUGACCUCCGCGAUCACCGGGCGGACAGCGGGAGAGGGGGGCAACAAACGGAACGCACGAGGAGAGCCCCGCCGAUCUACUACUAAAUGUUUUCCAGCCAAUUGCUCGAGCUGCUGUUCGCGGGAGGGGGUCUACCGACAGAGGAAUGAGAUGCACGAGUAAAAAGUUGACACGAUUUUGGUGGGAAUUUUCAUCCGAGAGGCGGCAGGAUCAUUUCUGACUAUCCUCCGGUCUGGGAAGUUCCCUUGGGGGGUUUCAUUAUGGCUUCAGGCGCCGGUAAGGCUGCACAGCCCCCCGGGCCGGGCUCCGCCGUUAACGGGACUGCGGCAGAGUUCCCAAACAUCGAGCAGGAGCUGUACGACUACCAGAUGCACAGCAAGAUGUGCAAGAAGAUCGCUCAGCUUACCAAGGUGAUUUAUUCUCUGAACAUGAAGAAUGAGGAGCAGGAGGCGGCCCUGCAGGCCUUGAGCCAAGCCCACCACGAGGAGCUGCACCGCAUCCUGAUGGACACAUGUCAUGAAGGGGAGGGAUCAGUGCUGAGGACACGCCUCCUUGAACUGCAGGAGUCUCUGGAUGAGCAGCAGAGAGUUGGAGCCCAGGUGCAGGCAGAUUUUGAGUGCUUCCGCAUCCAGGCAGAGGAGAGGGAGCGUGAAACCGAGGUGGAGCUGAGAAAACAUUUUGAGGAGAGGCUCCAGGCUGCAGAGGAAGAGCUCCAGGAGGCCAAGGCCCAGAUCAGUGCUGCACAGGAGGAGGGCCUGAGGUUGAGCAAAGAACUGGAGAAGGCUGGGGAGCAGAUCCAGGAGCUGAAUGCUAAAUGCGAGGACCUGCAGGAAGCUGCUGAUGAGGAGAAGAAAAGGAAAGAGGAGGAGGAGGAGAAACGAAGAGAAGACGAGGAGAAAAAGAAAGAGGAGGAGGAGAGACAAACAGAAGAGCGUGAGGACCUGGAAAGAAUAAAAUCACUCUUAGAGGAGGUAAAGGCGCUGAAAGAGGAGAGGGAUCGAGCGGAGGAGGAGAAGAGGCGAGCGGUGAAAGAAGAACGGGAGCAAUGGGAGCAAAAGAUGAAUGAUCUGAACGAGGAGAAGGAGGACAUGAGGAAGAAGAUGGAGGCAGAAUGGAGGGAGGAGCGGCAGAGGUGGGAGGAGAGGGAAGAGGAGGAGAAGAAAGGAAUGCACAGCGCUCUAAGAGAAAGAGUGAAGAGGGCUGAGGCAGAGGUGGAAAGUCACCUGGAGAGGCUGGCUGAGAGCAAGAGAAACACAGUGAAACUGCAAGAGCGAAUACAGGACCUGGAGGAGGAGCUGGAGCUGGAUCGGAGGCGCGUGUCUGAGGCCGAGGGUGUGGCUAAACGGGCGGAGGAGGAGCUAGCGGUCGCCAAGGAGAGGCUGCUGCUGCAGGAAGACGAGCUGCAGAGCAGAGCAGAGGAGCUGCUGAACCGCGGAGGCUGUGAGGUGUGUGUGUGUACUGAAGUGGAGGAACUGAGGAGCCAGGUGAGCCGUCUGCAGAGCAGGAACAGAGAGCUGGAGCUACAGAGCAGCGGCAGAAAUAGUGACCACGCCCGGCAGAUACGCCAGCAUGCUGAGGCCCUGUCCAGUUUGCGUUCAGAGAUGGUGAGAGCCCAGACAGAGGAGUUACGUCGCAUCCAAAAGCAUGCAGAUGAUGAGAGGGACAAACUGCAAAAGGAGAUACAUAAAGAAAGAGAAAACCUACAGAAGGAGAGGGAGCAAGAAAAGGAUCAGUUGGAGAAGGACAGAAACAGACUGCAUAGGGAGAGAGAGGAGGAGAGGCAAGAGCUGGAAGAGGUCAAAGAUCGUCUGCGUAGAGAAAAGGAGGAAGAGGUUGACCGACUGCGCAAGGAGCUUGAAGUUGAGAGGGUCCGUAUCCGCUCCCAGUUGGACAAGAAUAUUGAACAGGUCGAAGCAGAGAGAGCCAAUGUUCAGCAGAAGCUGGAAGAGGAGAAGAGGAGGUUGGUGGAGAAGGCCGAGGAGGACAGGAAGCGGUUGAAGGAGCAGGUGCGGAAGGCGAUAGAGGAGGUGAUGAGGAGACACGCAGCCGAACUACACAGCGUCCAAGAAGCUCUGAGUUCAGAGAAGAAGACCAACCAAGAGGUAUGUGCACGUUUGGAAGAGGAGCGGAGGACCGGUGAGGAGCUACGCAGUGGUCUGGAGAAGGAAAGAGAGGACGUGAGGACAAAACUGAAAGAUGCUAAUAAUGAGAUCUGUCGGCUGAAGUCAGCGCUCCAACAACAAGAGAAGAAAGAAAAGGUGGCGCCUGAAGCUGCUCCCUCACCACAUUGCUCUCGUCUGGAGGAAGAGCUUCAUCAGACCCGGAGUCGACUGGCUCGGACUCAGGAGGAGGCGGAGAAGCAGUGGGACAGACAGCAGAGAGAGAUAGCGUCCCUGAGAGCUGACAAACACCGGCUGGAGGAGAAAGUCCUGGAGCAGAGCCGACUGAACACGGAGAGGAGCCUUCUAGAGCAGAGCCAGCGGAACACGGAGGACCGGAUCAGGGCAGAGUGUGAGGAUCGUCUCAGAGCAGAGUUCAGGAUAGAGAUGAAUGCUGCUGUUGCUGAGAGCGAACAGAGAUGGCAGAACCGAGAGCAGGAGCUGCAGACCCAGCUUUCUGAGCUGCAGAGUCAACUGGCCGAGGCGGAGAAAAAGAAGGCGGGCCAGGGAGAUGAUAGCCACGGCAACCCCGAAAUUGACAGGCUGAGGAAGGAGGUCCAAGACACCAAGGAGAUAAACAAAAAGCUGAGGGAGCUGCUGCAGGAGCCCCAAACCCAGUCUUUGACUGAGGAGAGACACAAUCAAGCCAUGGCUCUGCAGGCUUUAGAGAGACAGGCGAAAGAAGAUCUGCUGUCUGAGAGGAACAGACUACAGACAAUGCACCACCUGGAGCUAGAGAAGCAGCGUGCAGAGUUGACCCAGCAGCACACAGAAUGGAGCAGACAGAUGACCCAGAGACACAUGCAGCAGAUAGAAGACCUACAGGCUCAGCUACAGGCACACACACAGAUGAUGGCACUGCAACAGGAUUUGAAGCAGCAGAACCAGUAUCAGGUGUUUGAGCGACAGCUGGAUGAGAGUCGCUGUGCUGUGCUGGAGCUGCAGAGAGAGAAUGCAGCUCUCAAGAAGCAAUUAAAGGAAAAACCUAUACAGAAGAAUCCCGAAGCAGAGGAGAAAGAAGAGGAAAGCGUAGAAUUGAGGAAGAAGAGAGACGCCCAGCUGGAAGAAGAAGCACAACGUCUGAAGGAGGAAGUGGAGAAACUGAGGGUAGAGAUGGAGAAACUGGAGGAGUCACAGAAACACUGGGAGGAGAGGAAAGAAGAGGACAUCAAAGAAGAGGAGGUGGACGAGGAGAAGAGGAAGGAGCGGGAGGAGGAGAAGAGGAGAGAGGAGGUGGAGGAGAUCAGGAGGGAGCACAAGAGGGAGAUGCAGAGUUUGGUCUCUGAAUACAGCAGCGCCCAGACGCACCUGCAAGCUCGAAUAGUGGCCCUGGAGAACGAAUUUAACUGCAGACUACGCGAGCGGGAGGAGCGGUGCAGGAGGAGGGAGCCUCGAUGUGAUGACCUGCAGCUGGGGAGACUCCAGGAGAGGCUGACUGAGAGAGACCAGCUCAUUAAACGAUUAGUGGAAGAGAGGCAUCAGCUGCAGCUCCACCCUCCCGUUGCCGGGGACAGCAGCACCCUCAGGCUCCGUGACAGCAAGUCCCGCCCCGGGAGCGUCACGCCAACCAUGAGGAGGAAGCGUGUGGAGUCUCCUCCUCGUCUCACCAGCGUCCCCAGUGCCGGUACUUACGACAGGAGCGUCUUCCUCCCCAACUCCUCCUCAUCGUCUUCCUCCUCCUCCUCUGUCCAUCAGCACUCCUCCUCAACCCUCCCCCACCAGUCCACCUCCCACCCUCAGACCUCCCCGCACUACUCCACCUCCUCUCUCCCACACAAGCACACCUCCCUCUCCCUUAGCCAACAUUCCUCCCCCUCCCUCCCUCGCUCCACCAGAUCCCGGACCUCCUGCAUCCCUCCAACCCCAGCACCCACCGCCCCGCUCCCCGUCUGCCCAUCACCGCAGACGGGUAUCCGAUAUGUGUCCCCCUCCUGCCAGGAGCCCCAUGCACACCUGCAGGCCCAAUCAAUCAGGGGCCCAUAUCUGGAGCCGAGGGGGACAGAGGGGCUGAAGCAGGAGUGGUACACCAAAUACUUCUCCUUCUGAGCACAAACACACGUGAACACACAAACACACACACACAUACACACAGCAGCUGCAAGUACAUCUCCUCAUAUACAGUUCAUUGCUUCUUAGACAUAUCCGUUUGCUUCCCACAUACACACACACAACAACAACAACAACAUUAACAAACAUAUGGGCUCAUCACCAGCAAGGCCAUCUCGAACAUUGCCUCAAAGCUCAACCAAAAAGUGCUUCUCAAACACAUGCCUGACCUCUUCUCAGAACAUAGGCCUGCCGGAUCUUGUUUGUAUAGUUUGGAAUGUCUCCAUAUGCUGUGUUUUUUUUAAAAAAGCAGUCUUCCUUUUUUAAUGCAACUUUUGCUCUAAUCUCAUCACAUUGUUAUUCCGGGCAAAUGUACAUUUCUGAAAAUCCACAACCGAGUGUGUCUUUGAGUAUGGAAGCAUUCGACAUAUUCAAUCAAGAUCCUCGUCAAAACGGACACACACGACUCACCAUACCAAAAUGAAGCUUGUUUCAAUGCAAAAAUGUAUAAUA
This is a messenger RNA of Toxotes jaculatrix (banded archerfish), 4828 nucleotides long. It is a transcript of the gene fam184b, whose product is annotated as family with sequence similarity 184 member B. Lineage: Eukaryota; Metazoa; Chordata; Actinopteri; Toxotidae. The coding region runs from base 371 to 4315 and encodes 1314 amino acids. The transcript has 18 exons. The record is from RefSeq and is a predicted model, not a curated record.